Molecule: messenger RNA, 5044 nt
Organism: Caenorhabditis angaria
Lineage: Eukaryota; Metazoa; Nematoda; Chromadorea; Rhabditida; Rhabditidae
Source: the annotation of a GenBank genome assembly
AUGACCUUUUCCCUCAUUGAUUUUCUAAACAGACCGGUAAAAACAUGUUUUUGUACGAUUAUUAAAAAGUUUGAAUUAUAGUUGAGUCACGUAUCCAAUGGAGUUUACAUAAUUUUCACAAUCAACAAUUUCGGUUUUUCAAGGGCCUUUUCUUCGUGGUUAAAUGGUAACUUUUUAUUUCAAAUUUGGUAUCUAAGCUAACGUAAGCAUUUUAGCAUUGAAUUGCUCAUUUUUCGCAGCUACAAUAUCUCUUCUAUCAGUUCAUUUCAUAUAUAGAUAUUUCGCCAUUUGUCGGUAAGUCUUGAAUACAAUUCCGAAUAAAGAAAAUAUUCCAGCCCAAAGUUGAUAAGAUUUUUCAAAUGGCCUUAUUCUCUCAUCUGGUUUUUAUACUGUUUCAUGAUAACUGUUAAAUGGUUUCUCACAACCAACUAUUUUGCUCCAAGAAGUAGAAAAAUAAACUUGAUAAUCGAACAAAGUAUUAAAGAGAUAUACAAUAUUUCAGUGAAUGAUAUAAUUUAUCAUGGUUCGAAUUAUUAUGAAAGUUUCAUUUUUUUCUCGCUCUAAUCUUUAAAAAAGAUGUAUUAUUUUUAGGAAUCAGAUGGUAGUUUCGAUGUCGCAAAUGUUUUAUUUGUCAUUCAUUUGAAUCUCAUCACUUUAUUCUGCUUCGUAGUUAUUAUAACUUGCGGAAUGUUGACUUUUCGAAAAAUGAAAUCUUUGGGAUACACAUCGAAAAAAACCAAUAAUUUGCAAAGACAACUAUUUCUAGCUCUGAUUGUCCAGGUAAAAAACAACAAAUUGUUUAUUUACUUUCACAGAAGAUUCAUUUUUUGAGUUUAUAUUACAGACAAUAAUACCAUUCGUUACCAUAUUUGUACCGGCAAGUACUAUUAUAUGUGCACCAUUUUUCCGAUCAACUUUCGGUUCAAAAGAAGUUUUACUGAUAACUUUUAUCACAACUUAUCCACUUUUAGACCCUUUAGUCAUUUUAUAUUUUGUGAACGACUAUCGGAAAUCAUUAUUAGAUAUUAUUGUGCGUUGUCGAAAAAUACGUGUGCUUGCGCUGGCAACGUCUGUUACAAACGCAGAAAAUAAUGUUAUUAAAUAAGUUCAGUGAGACCAAUCUCCAGAACAAUGAACAUAUAUUUUCUUCAUUAAGUUUUAUUGAAGGUCUUCUUAACUUUGAUUAUUAAAGAACUCCCAUAAUUCUAGUUAAUUCUAUCUUGGCUGUCAUUGAGCAAUGAACUUUUUCAUAUUAUUCCUUAUUUUUUAUUUUUCAAUAAAAAUAAUAGAAUCACAAAAAACGACAAUAAGAGUUGGAUUGUUGUUCACAAAAGAUGAAUCUAGUUCGAAAAGAUCUGUUGGUUAUCGUACUUCAGCAGCUGCUGUUCUCGUGGCAAAAGAAAAAAUUCAAAAUGAGCAUUUGCUAGAUAAUUAUGAUUUUAAGUAAGUUAACAGACUCCCGUAGUUCAUCAAUAAACACACACAUUUUUCUCAGCUUUACCGUAAAAUUUGAUGAAUGCAGUGAGAAUCUAGCAGCUGGUAUGGCUACAGAUUUGAUACUUGUGGAUAAUGUUGAUCUAAUUAUUGGUCCUACUUGUAAUCGAGCUGGAAUUGCAGUGGCAACUAUUGGUGCAUAUUAUAAAAUUCCUAUUUUUGAGUGGGGAUUAACAACUUCUGCCGAAAUUACGCAAUCGGGCCGUUUUCCAACAACUGUGACACUAUCAAUUGACACUUACAGUAUCUCUUUAGCUGUGAAAAAUGUGUUGGAGCGUUUUGAAUGGAAUCAAUUCGCUUUUAUUUAUUCGAACUCUGGUGAUUUAGAAAAAUGUAGUUCGAUGAAAAGUGAUUUGGAAAGUAUGUCUGCAUAUUCGGAUACUAUUACAUUGUCUUACAUUUAUCAAAUACAAAAUGUAACCAUGGAUUCGUUAAAAGCCGGCGUAAAAGCAGUUGCAGCAAAAGCUAGGAGUGAGUAUGAGCUUAGACGUAAAUUAUAUAGAAUAAAACUAUUCCAGUUGUCGUUGUAUGUUUCACUGGAGGUUUCGGAUACAAAAAAGCCUUUGUGGCUUCAAUUUCUGCUGCAGGAGUUGCAACAACAGAAUUCGUUUAUAUUUUUGCUGAACCAAAAUCUCGUGGUUUCUGUAAGUUGUUUUUUUAAUGCCACGCAAAAACGAUACUUGAAGAUGUUGACGAGGCGAAUGGUGGACAACAUUAUUCAUGGGAAGAUACUUCGAAUGGGUUUGAAUUGGGAAUGACUGAUGAAGAAAUUCAAAAAGCCUUUGGUCGCGUAUUAUUUAUUGUUGAUGUAAGAUAUACGUUAAAAUGUGAUUCAUAAAACAAAAGAGUGAACAUUUUUUCAGAAUAUGGGACAGCCACAAUCACAAUCUGCGCAAUUCUCCAACUUUUCGAAUCAAGUGAUCUUACGGAUGAAAGAAGCGCCAUUUUACUGUAUUGAUGAUUGUAAGAAUGUUUCUUACCAAAAUGCAGCCCUUUAUAGUGGACAACUAUUUGAUGCAUUUUACGCAUAUGCUGUAGCAGUUAAUCGAACUUUGUCUAAAAAUGCAUCAGCAAGUAUCAGAGAUACUUCCACAGUUUUUGAUAAUAUCGCUAUGAGUUACAUAGGUGUUGGUGGAGGACAAGUUGAUAUCGAUUCAUCUGGAUCACGUCUUGCAAAAUUGACAAUGUAUGCUCUCAACAGUUCUUUCCUACCCUAUACUGCAGCUUCGAUUUUUGUGAAUGGAACCAAUGUUGUUUACACCGCAUUUUAUGACGAUGAAAAUGUACUCUGGAAGGGUGGAUCAAAACCACUAGCCGUUCCAAUUUGCGGAUUCAGUGGAACUGAAUGUCCUGUUGAUUUUUUGAGAGAUUAUUUGAUUUAUGUAAUACUUGUUGCAGUUAUAAUUAUUUUUGCAAUGAUGGCAGCAUGUGGAGGGAUACUGUAUACUAUUCAGUUAGUUCAUGCAGAUUGAGAAUUUCAAAAACUUGAAAAUAUUUCAGUAUGAAACACAUGGAAGCUAAACAUCAAGAUUUGCUAUGGCAAGUAUCAUUUAGUGAACUACGCCAAGUAGAAGGAAGAUCAAAAGCUGCUGAAAGUAUGCAUUCUUUUGCCAGUGGACCAUCAACUUCAACAAAAUUAACAAUUGAAAGUAGAUCAGAAACAACUCAUUUUAUAUUUUAUUAUUAUAAUCAAGAAGUUGUUGCUGGUAUGAAACAUGAAAUUCGACCAUUUUUUGAUGAAAAACAACGUUCUGAGAUGCGCCAGCUUAGAAAUUUGGACAAUGAUAAUUUAAAUAAAUUUAUUGGUUUUGUAUUAGAUGGUCCCCAACUUAUUUCACUUUGGAGGCUUUGUUCGAGAGGUUCACUUGCAAAUGUUAUUGAAAAAAGUUCAAUGCAAAUGGAUAACUUUUUUAUGUUUUCUUUGAUUCGUGACAUUACAAACGUGAGUUUUUAAAAUAUUGAAAUUAAUUAAUUAAUUAAUUAAUUAGUGAAGCAUUAUAGGGUUUAUCAUUCAUUCAUAAUUCAUUUAUUGGAAUACAUGGUCAUCUUACUUCUCGAUGUUGUUUAAUUGAUGAUCGAUGGCAAAUUAAAGUAUCAGAUUUUGGUUUAAAUAAUAUGAGAAGUAGAAAAAUAGAAACUAAAAAAGAUUUAUUAUGGACAGCUCCAGAGAUUUUGAGAGAUGAAAAUAUGGAAAAAACACAAGAAUGUGAUAUUUAUAGUUUUGCUAUUAUUUGUUCCGAAAUUAUUACAAAAUCAUCAGCUUAUGAUUUGGAAAAUCGAAGAGAAAAAGCUGAUGUUAUAAUAUAUCAAGUGAAAAAAGGAGGACAUCAACCAAUGAGACCAUCACUUGAAAUGAAUGAAAAUCUUGUUGAAGUUAAUCCAGCUAUGGUAAAUAUAAUACUAAAUAUCUACAAUGAAAUGAAUUAUUUUCAGAUUCAUUUAAUUCGAGAUUGUUGGACUGAAAGACCAUCUGAACGACCAAAUAUUUCACAAAUAAAAAGUCAUUUAAACAGUAUGAAUGAUGGAAGAAAAUCAAAUUUAAUGGAUCAUGUUUUUAAUAUGUUAGAAACUUAUGCAUCAACAUUAGAAGAUGAAGUUUCAGAAAGAACAAAAGAAUUAGUAGAAGAAAAGAAAAAUCAGAUGUAUUAUUAUAUAGAAUGUUACCAAGAACUGUUGCUGAUAAAUUAAAAUUAGGACAAGCUGUUGAACCAGAAACAUUUGAACAAGUUACUGUAUUUUUCUCUGAUGUUGUACAAUUUACAAAACUUGCUUCAAAAUGUACACCACUUCAAGUUGUAACAUUAUUAAAUGAAUUAUAUUCAAUAUUUGACAAUAUUAUUGAACAACAUGAUGUUUAUAAAGUAAGUGAAAUAUAUUCUAAAAAAUUGAUAUAAUUUCAGUUCAUAAAUACUUUAAUUUUAGGUAGAAACAAUUGGUGAUGGAUAUCUUUGUGUUUCUGGUCUUCCACAUAGAAAUGGAAAUGAACAUAUUCGAAAUAUUGCUAUAAUGGCUCUUGGUUUCUUAUCAAGUCUUGAAUUCUUUCGAAUUUCUCAUUUACCAUCUGAACGGAUUAAUCUUAGAAUUGGAAUUAAUUGUGGAAGUGUUGUAGCUGGUGUUGUUGGUUUAACAAUGCCAAGAUAUUGUUUAUUUGGAGAUGCUGUUAAUACUGCAAGUCGAAUGGAAAGUAAUGGAAAACGUAAGUUCAUUUGAUUUUAUUCGAAUAUUUCAUUCAAAUAUUUUAGCUGGUCAUAUUCAUUGUACAGCAGAAGCUAAUCGAAUGUUGACUGAAGUGAUUGGUGGAUUCAAAACUGAAUCAAGAGGAGAAGUUAUUAUCAAAGGAAAAGGUGUUAUGGAAACAUUUUGGCUGAUUGGUGAAAUAUUUGAAACUCAAUUCAAACCUUCCAUGAAACAAGUAAAUUUUCAUCAUAACAUCUGUCGAAAAAUUCUAAAAUUUUAGGAAAAACCUGCCCCCGAACCUCGAAGUAUAAGUCCCUCAAUAAUGGAAUCGGUGAAUGGCGGACUUUAUCAAGAAUACAAAAAAGGGAAUUAA